GGAGUGACUAGCAGAGGGAGACCGCGGUUUGGGCACCGAGAGGGACCUUCGCAGCCCAGGAUCCUCCCCCAGCCCCGAACCCUCUCCUAGUUUCCGGCAGCUUGCCGGGAGAGUAGCAACUCUCAAGGAAAGGAUUCGAACGCCAGAGUUGGCCGCCGGCUUUCUCUGGGUCCCAGGCGCCUUUGGCAGGGUUUGGGACAGCGGGAUGAGGAGGACCCGAUGGCAGCUAGCGGGACCUAGCAUUGGGAGAAUUCAGGACUGGGCAGAGGAGCCUCGAGGUCCCUAGCAGAGGGAAGCAGGGCCUCGCUCCCCGCACAGCCAUGUGGCCAACACAGCUCCUGAGCGCCCUCUGCCUCCUGGCGGUGGCCGGGGCAGCCGAAGUCAAGAAGCCGGCCGCGGCGGGGAAGAGCGGGGAGGCGAAGCUGAGCGAGAAGGCCAGCACGCUGGCGGAGAGGAGCGCCGGUCUGGCCUUCAACCUCUACCGCGUCAUGGCCCAGGACAAGGGGGUGGAGAACAUCUUGCUGUCCCCGGUGGUCGUGGCCUCGUCCCUGGGACUGGUGUCUCUGGGCGGGAAGGCGACCACAGCCUCUCAGGCCAAGGCGGUGCUGAGCGCCGACAAGCUGCGCGACGACGACGUGCACACCGGCCUGGCCGAGCUCCUCGCAUCCGUUAGCAACAACACCGCGCGCAACGUCACGUGGAAGCUGGGCAGCCGCCUGUAUGGGCCCAGCUCGGUCAGCUUUGCGGAGGACUUCGUCCAGAGCAGCAAGAAACACUACAAUUAUGAGCACUCCAAGAUCAACUUCCGGGACAAGCGGAGCGCCCUGCAGUCCAUCAACGAAUGGGCCUCCCAGACGACGGACGGCAAGCUGCCCGAGGUCACCAAGGACGUGGAGAAGACCGAUGGCGCCCUCAUCGUCAAUGCCAUGUUCUUCAAGCCCCACUGGGAUGAAAGAUUCCACCAUAAAAUGGUCGACAACCGAGGUUUCAUGGUGACCCGCUCUUAUACCGUUGGCGUGCCCAUGAUGCACCGCACAGGUCUCUACAACUACUAUGAUGAUGAGACUGAAAAACUCCAGAUGGUUGAGAUGCCCUUAGCCCAUAAGCUCUCAAGCCUCAUCAUCAUUAUGCCUCACCACGUGGAACCCCUGGAAAGGCUAGAAAAGCUCCUGACCAAAGAGCAGCUCAAGACCUGGCUGGGCAAGAUGAAGAAGAGGGCUGUGGCCAUCUCCCUGCCCAAGGGAGUCGUGGAGGUGACUCAUGACCUCCAGAAGCACCUGGCCGGCUUGGGCCUCACGGAGGCCAUGGACAAGAACAAGGCGGACCUGUCUCGGAUGUCGGGCAAGAAGGACCUGUACCUGGCCAGUGUCUUCCAUGCCACCGCCUUCGAGUGGGACACAGAGGGCAACCCCUUUGACCAGGACAUCUACGGGCGGGAGGAGCUGCGGAGCCCCAAGCUCUUCUAUGCUGACCACCCCUUCAUCUUCCUGGUCCAGGACGCCCAGAGCGGCUCCCUGCUCUUCAUUGGCCGCCUGGUCCGGCCCAAGGGCGACAAGAUGCGAGAUGAGCUCUAGGCCCCCAGAGGGCGGGGGAGGGGGGUGGGGGGAGGGGGGAGACAGGGGUGGGCAGAACUCAAUGGGUGCUACUCGGGUGCUAAUAGGGUGGGGCCAGGCCAGGUGGGGGCUCAGGAGUGGCGCGGUACCGGCAGGGGCCUCUCGAUUCAGGUAGCGGACCUCACCUCUCCACUGUUCCCUGGAGUUUCAGGAAAGGGGGCUGGCUUUUCCAGUGCCCCGGACCGUCCCUCCGGAUAUUAGGGGCGUGCUGCUGAGGGGGGGUGGGUGGAUGACAGGUCCUCUGGGGUUUGGGCUGGGAGUCUGAGAGAGGUGGGCUUUGAUUGCCACCUCAUGUUAACCUGGGCAGGGAAGCAUCCUGGUGCUUUCCCCCCAAAGACUUCCCCCCCUCCCCAGGUCCCCUAGCUGUCUCCUUUAGAGUCCAUUCCAUCCCUGCUGGGCACGGUAUUACUAAAAAUCAUUUCCGUGUCUCUCUCUGAGCUGGAAGAGCCUGAGACAUCUGCUCUCUACCCCUGCCCCCAUUAUACGGAUGGAGAAACUGAGGCGGGACUGGCCCACUCUCACAUAGUUAGAGGCAAAGCCAAGAUUAGAACCCAGAUCUCAUCUCUACCCAGCUGCCUCUGCUCUUCAGUAUUAAAGUCUGCUGUGGGGGGAACCCUCCCCAGCCCUGAGCAGGGACCAGAAACGUAGACCUCCCGGGCCCCGAGACUUAUCCCAUUCCCCAAACCAUAUUCGAUGAUCCAGUGCCCGAGUGCCUCGCUGGGCCCAGAAUAAAAAAGUGCCAAAGAGUAAACCGAGAGACUCCUAGAAGUCACCGAGGCCGCCCUGCCACUCCGGAGGAGAGAGAUGGGGCGGCAGCAUGGCCAGCUCCGGGCCUGGACUGCCACCGAGCCGCCCUGAGCCCGCGCCUGCAUUUGGCCCCUCCUCCCACUGCCCCUCGGGCGGGGCCCCAACCUUGCACUGUGAGCCUCCGGGCCGGCGGGAGGACGGGCGGAGAGCGAGGAGACGGGAGGGGAAGGAAUUUGUGCGCGGCACGUGCCCGCGUGGUCCGCGCAGCUUUACUUUCUCAAAAGGAGUCUUUUCAAAGAGGGGGUGGGGAGGGGAGGGGUGGGGAGAAAAUGAGCCCUUGGAUCUGCCAAAGCAAGGGCCGGUUCCUAAGAUUUUUUUUUCAAUCAAAUGUGUUUUGCAAUAAAAUGUGGUUGUUUUUUUCAAUGAAAA
Monodelphis domestica (gray short-tailed opossum) is the source of this 2789-nucleotide messenger RNA. RefSeq names its product serpin family H member 1 (gene SERPINH1). The record is from RefSeq and is a predicted model, not a curated record. Lineage: Eukaryota; Metazoa; Chordata; Mammalia; Didelphimorphia; Didelphidae. Gene Ontology annotation, biological process: collagen fibril organization; negative regulation of endopeptidase activity. Gene Ontology annotation, cellular component: endoplasmic reticulum. Gene Ontology annotation, molecular function: collagen binding; serine-type endopeptidase inhibitor activity.